Molecule: messenger RNA, 825 nt
Organism: Rhizophagus irregularis DAOM 181602=DAOM 197198
Lineage: Eukaryota; Fungi; Glomeromycota; Glomeromycetes; Glomerales; Glomeraceae
Source: RefSeq, a predicted model, not a curated record
AUGGCGCAAUAUGGAAUAAGUACUAAACAUACUGCCGGUUCAACUAGCUCAGCUGAUAAUUCACCGUUAAAAUACGCUUCAUUUUCUAAAUUUGUGGUACCGCCUCCCAAGAAGUUUCGUAAGGCACCCCCUCCUUCAACAACCUUUUCAGCCGACGCGUUCGAUUCUUUUACGGACAAGUUAGCUCGUCAAUUUACUGAUUACUAUAAAUUUAUGAAAAAACAUGACCUACGGCGUACUGUCUUGGCGCGCCAACGUGAAGCACGUAUCGCUUCAUCCACGCAACACCCACCUAUAGCGUCUGAGACAUGUGUCUCAACUCCAGAUUUUUACGCAGACAUCUCGUCAUCAGAUGGUUACGAAUCCGCGCGCUUUAAAAUAAAUAGUUUUACUUCGGAGGAUGCUGAAGUUAAAGAAUUCUCUCAUAUUCCUAUCACUCAUUUACCGAACCUUUUUGAAUCAAGUACUCCUAUUUUGGAGGAUUCUAAAGAGGAAGUUGCACCAAUGAUACCUGGUUCAACUUACAACCACAACAUUCCUAUAACUUACAUACCUGACCUUUUUAAUACAAAAGACUCCACAUCAAAGGGACUCAAAGCAUCGAAUACUGCUUUAGAUUAUGAUACUGCGAUCAUGCCUGACGCAUUUAGCGAUAUCGCCUCCUUAUCGGAGGGUUACGAAACCGCCGCCUCCUCGUUGGACGAAUUACCGCCAACAUUCCAAUUAUUCACAUUCCCGAUCUCUUUCAAUAGGGUGCCUUCCUGGUGGAGGGCAUUUAUGAAAUUUUUGUUUUUUUUUAUUAUUAUUUUUUUACUAUUCUACUAG